AUGUAUAGAAGAAGAGUGGCUGGAAGCUAUCGCCUCCACGGUAACCACCAUCACUACUACCACCACUGCCGCCGCCACAGUGAUGGUGUAGCUUCUGCCGUUUCGCCUGCUAUGUCAACCGAGAAACGUGUUGUACCGACAUCUAAUCCGCUGCAAGACGUAGCAUUUGCUCAUGUCAAACCUUAUCAAAGAGUGGAAGCAAAAGAUCCCUCCUCUGGCGCUUCAUAUUAUUAUAAUGGAAGCAUUGGAAAGAGUCGGUGGGAAAGACCUGUAGAGACAUCUUCGAGUACUUCCAUUCCUUAUACUACAAGACUUGUGGGAGAUUGGGUGGAAUCAGUAUAUGAAACAACAGGACUUGCGCAUCAUGGCUCCAAAAGUUGUUUGGCAUCAUCUGGUUUGGUUCCCCAUUCUAAGCACAGUAUAAUUCUGUGGAUGGCCGUUUUGGACAGGCUCCCCACCCGGGUGAGAUUGAUGCGAAUGGGUUUAGUAAUAGAGAAUGAUAGAUGUCUCUUCUGUGAUCUGGUGCCUGAGACUAGAAACCACAUUUUAUUUGAAUGUGAUAAUGCUAAAAGCCUGUGGAAGUCACUCUUCUGCUCUGUGGAGUUAUCGAAGAGUAAGCCACUGGGAAGGUGUUGCUGUGUUGUAAAGAGUGGGUAUUUUGUAGCAGAAUUCUGCUUAUUGGGGUUGUUUUUUCUUCUGGAAAUAAAUAGGGCACAAAUAUUAGUACAAUACAAAGACCAUAUAACUCAAUGGGAGUGCCCUGAUGUAUUACAGCCAUUUGCAUCACGGCAUCCUGGAAGCAGGGUUUCUGAAAAUACUGUUAAUGAGAAUUUGGCUUCGCGAUCAUCAAACUUGGACAAAUGCAUUGAUUGUGGAGGUUGGGGAGUGGGCCUGGUGCGGAUUUGGGGUUAUUGCAAUCAUUGCACAAGAGUUCUUAAUCUGCCACAGAGCCAGAGUUUGUCAACAGCCAAAGACAAUCAUGAGAAUAAGGCUCCGAAGGCGAGAUCCAGUGGGAGACCGCCUAUGGGAAAAGGAAACAGAAAAGAUAAAAGGAAGCACUCCUACGACGAUGAUGAUGAGCUGGAUCCAAUGGAUCCGAGCUCUUACUCUGAUGCUCAUCGUGGUGGCUGGAUUGUUGGGCUGAAAGGAGUACAGCCGAGAGCUGCUGAUACCACCGCCACGGGUCCUCUGUUUCAACAACGUCCAUAUCCAUCACCGGGAGCUGUAUUGCGGAAGAAUGCUGAAAUAGCUUCGCAAACGAAGAAACCAGGCUCACAUUGGACACCCGUAUCAAAGAAAGGAGAUGGGAGUGAUGGCCUCGGUGAUGCAGAUUGAGUUUACGACGUAAAAUGGAGCAAGUUUCAUCUUUGCUAUGCUCAUUUUCGUCCGGUGAUCGUAUCGAAAUGAAUUGCGAUGUACUCUCGCCUGUGUAUACAACAUGACUAUGCAAAUCAUGCAACAUUCUUUAGCAGUCCGGCAUAU
Messenger RNA from Hibiscus syriacus, 1482 nucleotides. RefSeq lists its product as uncharacterized. Gene Ontology annotation, cellular component: nuclear body; cytoplasm. The record is from RefSeq and is a predicted model, not a curated record. Gene Ontology annotation, molecular function: ribonucleoprotein complex binding; protein binding. Gene Ontology annotation, biological process: alternative mRNA splicing, via spliceosome. Lineage: Eukaryota; Viridiplantae; Streptophyta; Magnoliopsida; Malvales; Malvaceae. The coding region runs from base 1 to 1335 and encodes 444 amino acids. The transcript has 9 exons.